Capsella rubella is the source of this 1035-nucleotide messenger RNA. Its product is annotated as UPF0725 protein At3g19520. The record is from RefSeq and is a predicted model, not a curated record. The coding region runs from base 70 to 1035 and encodes 321 amino acids. Lineage: Eukaryota; Viridiplantae; Streptophyta; Magnoliopsida; Brassicales; Brassicaceae. The transcript is spliced from 6 exons.
CAAACCUGCUAAAUUGAUCAAAAAAUUCAUCAACCCGUCGCUGCUCCGAAAUUUUUGAACCACAAGGAUAUGACGACUAUGUCGGAAGAUGAACGGAAUGAGUUUGUCCGUAUGCGGAAGGAAUACUGGCGUCGAGUGGCCGAAUGCGAUGGUUUCGAUAUGGAGGGUGUAAUAAUACCAAGAGGAAUCGCUGGACUGUCGUACGCCAACUGUAAACACCGACAUUUUAGGCUUAAGGCUUCUUUACCCAAGAUUUAUGCUAUUGCGGGGCUUCAUCGUUACAACAUGCUCAAGGGGACAAAUUUCCAGUACUUUGACUUACUUAAAUACAGCAAGGCAGGGUACUGUGUGCGGUCUUUCUUCAUAACUUUGGCUGCAAUAGAUCCUUGCAGCCAAUUGCAGAAAACCUUUCAGGUUCGACUUGAUGAAAAGACCUAUGGAAAACUGGAUUUGACGAUCUCUAUUGCCAGACCUACCGAUGAAGAGAAAGUGACCACGAACAAGCGUUUCAGAGUUCACUUUCAUGGUGAAGCAGUGGCCGAUGCUUUCUACAAAGGUGCAUUGCCAGAUUGGCCCUCUGCUGAUGAGCUUAAUAAUCAAAAACGAUUUUACCUGGUGACUGAAUCAGACUUGCUAGCCAAUGACUGGAUUCGCUUGUAUUUGGAACUUACACUCUGUGUACGACAUAAGGGGACUUCAGAGAGAGAUCUGUCCAAAUUGCAGAUUCUGACAGUGGCUAUAGAAACUAAGGAAGAUGUGCAGCCGCCUAAUGCGCGACUCAAGGCCAAAAGUGCCAUUGUCUACAUCACGUUUAAGGGGUUGGCCGAGGCUGAGAUUGGUGAUGAGAUUGGCGAACAUGUUGAACGCAAAGCUAUUGUUAGAAGAGUCCUGGAUGAGUGUUCAGGGUACUUGACUCUCCGCGGUGGGUUUUCGAAUGGAGAAAAGCCUCUGCAUACUGCUGAGCAAACUGUGACUCUACCGAGUGGAGAAGAUCAAAAUUUGGAGAAUGACUGCAAGCGAUCCCGCUUAGACUAA